Molecule: messenger RNA, 552 nt
Organism: Fusarium sp. VM40
Lineage: Eukaryota; Fungi; Ascomycota; Sordariomycetes; Hypocreales; Nectriaceae
Source: the annotation of a GenBank genome assembly
AUGUCCCGUCUCCAAGUCUCCGACGCCCUGAACCAGGAGCGCGAAAGCUUCGACGAAACACUCUCAGCUCUCAACCAUCAGUUGCCUAUCAUCGAAUCCAAAAUCGACCAUCUCACGACCGCCGUCACCGAUAUCGAGCUUUUCCUCGAGCUUGCACUGGACCACCUCGAGGCACGUGAAGAAAAGGUCUUGUUCGCCAUUUCGAAAGUCGACAAAGCUCUGAUCGAUUCCGAUCAAACACAAGAGAACCGACCAGUUGAAUUCAGAAGCCGACCGCCCAAGCUACGCAAAGCACUUUUGGAGCGCGAUUCCUGUGUUGCUUCACUGAGAUCGGCGCGAAAAGACUACAUGGACCUCCAGCCCGCGGUUGUCGAAAAGAGGAAGGAGUUGAACGCGAUGACCGUUGCGCAGAUAGCUCUACGAUGCCACAUUCGAGAUGUUCGUGUAGACAGGGAGCAGUGGUUGAGAGAGGUACUGGCCAAGGUGGAAGAGGAGAUGAAGAGAACUCAGUUUGUUGCAUCCGAGUUGAAACGCCUCCCCUGGUGGAUGUAG